AUGUCCGACAUCACCCCCAUCCUCUCCGACAAAGCCUGCGCUUACCCCGCUGGGCUCUUCCACCACGCCAAAGUAUUCAACAACGUGGUCUAUACGACCGGGCAGAUCGGCGCAGACGUCGCCGGCACGCUCGUCGGCGAAGACAUUGCGUCGCAGACGAAGCAGGUCUUGAGGAACCUAUCCGCCAUCCUCGAAGCUGCCGGUAGUUCGUUGGAGCGCGUUGUCAAGGUGAACAUCUACAUGGUGGAUCAGUCCGAAUACGCCGGUAUGAACGAGGUGUAUAAAGCUAUGAUGCCGGAUCCGAAGCCACCGAGAGCCUGCGUGUUUGUCAACGGACUGCCUGCCGGUGCAAGCGUCGAGAUGGAAAUGGUAGCUGCAGUGAAAUAG
This is a messenger RNA of Diplodia corticola, 387 nucleotides long. Its product is annotated as endoribonuclease l-psp. Bases 1 to 387 code for a protein of 128 amino acids. The transcript has 3 exons. Gene Ontology annotation, molecular function: deaminase activity. Gene Ontology annotation, cellular component: mitochondrion; cytosol. NCBI's taxonomy places the organism in Eukaryota, Fungi, Ascomycota, Dothideomycetes, Botryosphaeriales, Botryosphaeriaceae. The record is from RefSeq and is a predicted model, not a curated record.